AUGCUCGCUAAAAGCGUGAUUUUACUCUUCCUGGGCGCAAGCUUGGCCGCGGUUUCAGAGGAAGUCCGCAAGCCAACCUGCAACGACGCCAUUUCCGAUGACUACAUUCAGCAUCCCGAGUCUUGCAAUCGCUACUACCGCUGCGUCAAUGGGCAGAUCCACGAUUUCGCCUGUCCCUUCGGCAUGCACUGGUCGCAGGGCGACAAGAGGUGCAUCUUCGAGUCCCAGUCGAGCUGCAGGAUAAACUUUCCGAACCUGCCGGACUUUCCGGACUGGCCGCCUUGGGAACCGACUGAGGCUCCGCCAAACACGCCCCCGACCGCUGCUCCGCACUGCAUUCCGGGCGUGAUGGUGGCCUGGCCGGACAACCACAAUUGCCAACGCUUCUACCUGUGCAUCGAGGGCGACAUGUGGCACAUGUGGUGUCCGCCCAACACGCGCUUCGACUACAUGACCCGUCGCUGCGAUCCCAAUGGCGUCUGCGUUCCCGGAGCAGUUCUGGGCCUCGAAGGGUUCUGA
Messenger RNA from Phlebotomus argentipes, 519 nucleotides. RefSeq names its product peritrophin-1-like. Gene Ontology annotation, molecular function: chitin binding. NCBI's taxonomy places the organism in Eukaryota, Metazoa, Arthropoda, Insecta, Diptera, Psychodidae. The coding region runs from base 1 to 519 and encodes 172 amino acids. The record is from RefSeq and is a predicted model, not a curated record. Gene Ontology annotation, cellular component: extracellular region. The transcript has 2 exons.